This is a messenger RNA of Salvia miltiorrhiza (redroot sage), 3094 nucleotides long. Its product is annotated as transcription factor bHLH143-like. Gene Ontology annotation, molecular function: protein dimerization activity. The record is from RefSeq and is a predicted model, not a curated record. NCBI's taxonomy places the organism in Eukaryota, Viridiplantae, Streptophyta, Magnoliopsida, Lamiales, Lamiaceae.
AUGUGGAUGUAAAUGUACAAAUCUCAAACCAACUCGUCACCCACCAAAAUAAGCAAGAAUCACACGCCAUGAGAAGAGAAAAGAAAAGAAUUUGAUUGCUCUUAAUUGCCAAGACAAACGCCCAAACCAGGGUGUGAUUAAUUAUUGUUAAUUAUCACAUCAAACAAUUGGAGGAAUCAUGCUUUGCUACAACCACCCGCGGGUCCCAUCAAAAGACCUCACGCACGCACACAAAGCCAACCAGUCCAUGAUUGUUCACACGUUUGGCACAUUAAUUCAUGAAAUUGAAAAACCCACAACAUUUUACCAAGAAUUAUUGCAAUUUUCCUUUCUUUUUUUUGGUUAAUACUGCUGCGGUAAAGUGUAAAUCCCCUCAUUUCCUGACCCAUAAAUUUGUGUGUGUCUAUAUAGCGUCUCACCCACCGUGUACUCCUCAUCUUUUGACUGUCUUAAACAAACACACACACACUCUCUCUCUCUCUAGAAAGAUUUCAGCUGUUUCUGCAUUUGGGAUUUUCUUUGUUGAUUGUCUCUUUGGAAGGAUAAGCCGUUUCUGGGUGCUGUCACUUUUGUGAGCUGUGUUGGUAAAAAGUGGCAAUCGAUCAAAUUGAAGAACAGCAUGCGGUGGUAUAGCCUGUCCAUUGAUGUUUUCCAGAAAGUCAUCUCUUUGAACUUGUAUUGCCGUGUGAUUCUGUAAAGCCGUUUCAUUUCACCAAACAGCUUUUAUUAACUUCCUUCUUUCUCGACCUUCCACUUUAACCCUAGAAUAGAAUCUUAUUGCCAUGGGAUCUACUUGCUUUGUAGUCAUUCCUUGCUACGUACGCUGGAUUAGCUGAUCUGUUUUCUCUCGUCCCACCUCUAUACCGUUUUUGAGCUCUCUUGCCAUCUGGACUGUUUCUUUCGACUAAGUUUAGUGAUUUAUUUCUAAUUUUUGGCUCACAAUUUGGAGUAGUCAUUUCCCCCUGUCAUUUUCUUGCUUGGUUGUGUGGUGUAAGUUUUCUAGAAAAGGAAUUCGAAAAUUGUUGGAUUAGUCGUCACUCUCUUCUGCGACAGUUUUGUGUGAAUUUGAGAUAAAAGAUUUGGGGAAGUAGUUAUGGUAAGCCAAGCAGCUAGUCAGACAAGAUUUCGAGCAUUGAAACACGAGAGUGGAAUUGCUGGGAGUGCUACAAUAAUAGUUAGAGUAAUAGCAUGCUUUCAACCUCUUCAAGAUUGUCAGGCUGAGUAUUUCCGCCAUCUACUUAAACCUGUCACGUAGAUUAAUUUCUUUUCCACGCGUUCAAGUUAAGCUGGAUUUUGUUUUAUAUAUUUCUAUUUUAGCUCGAAGGUUCAACAAAAAAUCAGUAAAUUCUUAGGUUAUUGGUGUGCUUAAAUGGAAAAGCAUUUCGGAUCCGGGUAUGAUCAGCAUCUGCUGUCAUCUACUCUGAAUCUGUCGGGAUUUCCCUUCACCAACGGCUAUCUGAAUAUGGAACCACUUCAUAGGUACCCUUACCCCGUCGAAGAUUCCACAUUGAGAAAUCUUCCUCCGGUUCCGGGUUCUGGUUUCCAACAGUUGAAGGCAAGUGAACCAAAUAGGUUGCAGAAUUGGUUUGACCAUAAGCAACAUUUCCACCAAGCCUUUGUUCCUGCAUCGAACUCUGCAUCUGAACAGAAGUUUCCUGCAGGCCUAUCUGAUGUCGAACGACUCAGAAGCCCUACUAUACCUGGUCAAAAGAGGUUUCUCGUAUUUGAUCAAUCCGGUGAUAAAACCACCCUCUUAUACAGCUCCGGGGUUCAUACUCCCGUUCAGUUUGGAGCUUCUCAGUUGCCAAAUCCUCCCUCCACCUACAAUUUGGGUAAGGAGGAACUGAGGGAUAGCUACUAUUCGUUAGGUUUGAACGACGAGAAUUUCGAAGACAACUCGAAAGAUGCCACAGAAGAUGAAAUGCAUGAAGACACAGAAGAACUGGAUGCCCUUCUCUGCUCUGAUGAUGACAGCGAUUUCUCCGAGGAUGAGGAGACGAGCACCGGUCAUUCGCCUAGUACCAUGACUGACAAUGGCAUACCAAAACUAGUUGAGGAAACUGGCGAAGAAGUUGAUAGCUUUUCCGUACCAGCCAAAAGGCAAAAGCUUUUGGAUGGAAGCGAUGUUGCCCCAUCAAGCAGGUAUGAUGGGAGCUCUUUGAAAACCUUUGCCUACUCUGAACUAGAAAGUGAUGCUGAGUCGAGCUGUGGUAGUCGUAAGGAGGAAUUAUAUAUCCGGUCGGGCUGCAAAAGGUCGAGGAAGGACAAAAUACACGAAACUGUGAGCAUUCUGCAGAGCAUAAUCCCUGAUGCUAAUGGGAAAGAUGCAAUUGUUGUGAUUGAUCAAGCCAUUCACUACUUGAGAUCUUUGAAGGUGAAAGCCAAGGCUUUGGGGCUUGACGCCCUUUGAACUUCGUCUACAUUCCAUUCCUCGAAAAUAAGGCAGUUGUAAAGACUUCCAUUGUCUAUAAACUAGUCGUUGUUUCUAGCAAAGAUAGUCUUAGAGUGGAUGUACAGCAGAGGAGUGCAGCGUGGGGUAGGGUGGUUAUGCACGUUUCACGUGCUCUCAAUUCUAAAAGACGCGUAGUAUGUGAAAAAUUGCUUCUUGGAAGACACCCUAGAAGUCAUCUUUGAAGUCUUCUCUGAUAUGAUUGAUUUGGAAGAAGCUGCAGCAGCAGCAACAGCCAUGGCUUUUUGAUGAUUUCUUGAUGUCACUAUCAGCCUACAGAGACGACAAAGACGAGCAGCUGUGUGAACGUGAUGGGGCCCAGCAACACGCAGGCGCCCGAGUCGAGCUGAGCUUCUGCAUCACGUCCUUUGUCUCCGUCAUCCGAAAAUUGAGCUUUUUCUAUGAGAUUGGCAUGCGUGGCUUGGAAGAGUUGUACCUAUCAGAAACUGUUGACUUGGAUAUUCAUUUCUGUAGUUUUUUCUUUUUUUGCUCACUUUUGUUAUGUUGCCAGUUGUGAGAGAAUAUUAUUGCAUUUGUUGGGAUGUAAAUGUGAAGUUACGUUUUGACGUUUGUGUUGUUGUAAUGCAGCGUGCAUGUGUUUGUAUUUUGCAGAAACAAUGAGAUGUCCAUUUUCUAAUUUUAAAA